GAACAUGCCUUUGCAGCUCUCAAGGGAUGCUUUCAAUCUCUUAGGGACCUUCAAUGGAAUAUCCAUUCAGAAAAUGACCUUCAUACUGCUGUUCAUUGGAUUCAAUGCUGCCUAAUACUCCAUAACAUGAUCAUACAGCUAGAAGAAGCUCAGGGAUGGAAUGAGGACACUGGUACAGUAGCAUGGGCCCAUCAGCAGGGCAGAGGCAUGAUAGAUGAGGAGCUUGAGGCCCCUGAUGGUAAUCAGGUGGUUGGUGACAGAUUGUAUGAUGGCACCCCAGGUCAGGCUUCCUGUGCGAUGUUGAUGGACCUACUACUUGACAGCCCCGCAUCGAGAGCACAGCGCUGA
Molecule: messenger RNA, 348 nt
Organism: Suillus bovinus
Lineage: Eukaryota; Fungi; Basidiomycota; Agaricomycetes; Boletales; Suillaceae
Exons: 1
Source: RefSeq, a predicted model, not a curated record